Messenger RNA from Arabidopsis arenosa, 1555 nucleotides. Lineage: Eukaryota; Viridiplantae; Streptophyta; Magnoliopsida; Brassicales; Brassicaceae. The record is from the annotation of a GenBank genome assembly.
AGUUGAAUAAAAAGCUUGUAACAAGAUCUUGCUAGAUUUCAAGAAAUUCCUUUUUCCAUUGAAGUUGUGUUUUUUUUGUCAGUCAUUGGAUUCUUGGUUGAUUUUAAGUUUCAGAAUAUGGCUACUGGUGAGGCAAUGUUUAUCAAUGGCCAAAGCACAGUUUCAGUUACAAGGAGGAGUUACCAAGUUGUAAUAGCGGCGACAAGAGACAUGGGUCUUGGUAUGGACAUGAAACUUCCUUGGGAUCUACCUACAGAUUCUCAGUUUUUCCACGAUGUUACAACUAGAACAACCGAUCCCACGAAGAGGAAUGCGACUAUAAUGGGAAGAAAAUCAUGGGAAUCUACUCCUCUCGAGAUUCGUCCCCUUCCUGGUCGGCUCAAUAUUGUCUUGACAAAGUCUAGCUGCCACGACAUUGCCACUGAUGAAAAUGUAUUGGUGUGUAGUAGCAUGGAAUCGGCUCUUGAACUUCUAGCCACCGAGUCCUAUUCCUUGUCCAUUGAGAAGGUCUUUGUCAUAGGAGGCGGCGAGUUGUUAAGGAAUUAUAUGAAUGCACCCAGCUGUGAUGCUACCCACCUAACCGAAAUCGAUAUAAGCGUGCCAUGCGACGCAUUUGCACCGAGGGUGGAUACUUCUCUAUACCAUCCGUGGUACUCAUCAUUUCCAAUUGUGGAAAAUGGAAUUCGGUAUAGCUUCAACACUUAUGUCCGAAGAAAAGAUGACAUUGUUAGAUUUGGUGAGAACAAAAGUGCUGCUGGAUCAGAUUUCAAGGAGUACUCGUUUUUGCCUAAGAUGGUUUUUGAGAGGCAUGAGGAGUUUGGUUACUUGAAUCUUAUUCAAAACAUUAUAUCUAGUGGAGACAUGAAUGACAACAAUACUCUUACCAAAUUUGGCUGUCAGAUGCGAUUCAAUCUGCGCAAGACUUUCCCGCUUCUCACAACCAAGGCAUGUCUUCUUUUAUUCACAUCUCUUAUCAAUUUUGGAGUGAAUGCCACAGAAGAAGAUGGAGACCACCAACACUUGUAUGGACUCCAAUGGAAACAUACUGAUGCUAGUCAGCUCUCUGAUGUUAUAAACAAGAUAAAGAACAAUCCUCAUAAUCAAAGAAUCAUGCUUUCGGCGUGUAAUCCUUCAGCUUUAAAGUUGUCGGUAUCUCCUUGUCAGACGUUCGCAGAGUUCUAUGUGGCAAAUGGUGAACUUUCUUGUCAAAUCUACCAGAGCUCAACCGAAGCGAGUAUCGAGAUUCCUUUCAGUAUCGCUACAUACUCUCUUUUGACAUGCAUCAUCGCUCAUGUUUGCGAUCUUGUUGCUGGUGAUUUCAUCUAUGUGGUUGGACAAGCCCGUAUUAAUAAAGCUCGCGUCAAGGCUAUACAAAAACAGCUUCAAAUCUCCCCAAAACCGUUCCCGAUUCUGAAAAUCAACCCUGAGAAAAAGAAGAUGGAUAACUUUGAGGCCUCUGAUUUGGAACUCCUGGGGAUAUGACCUGCUUCACAAAGACUCUUGUUGAUUCUUCUUUUCAUUACAUUUACAAGAUGAACAAAGUUACAGAAAACUU